CUUGUAUGCGCCUGGACUGAUCCAUCCUGAUAUCCAAAUCCACCCAUAUUUCUAUACCGCGGACGCAGCUCUUCAGCAUCCACCCCAUACCUUCUUUACCUCCUUUCACCCGAUAAUGCUAUGCUAAGAUUCCUCCGUACCGCAAUGGCCACCCUCACCACACCCCCCAAAGUUCCCAUCCCCGCCAACGGGGUCGACUACCGUGGCAAAGUAGUCCUGGCCCCGAUGGUCCGCUCCGGCGAACUGCCCUCUCGCCUCAUUGCCCUCAGGUACGGCGCCGAUCUCGUCUGGGGCCCCGAAACCAUCGACCGGGCCCUCGCAGGAGCCGUCCGCCGCGUGAACCCCCGCAACGGCACCAUCGAAUUUACCCGCAUGCCCUCCAACAGCGGGCGCGCCGAGAAAGCGACCCAAGAAUCCGUGAUCUACCGUCUCGACCCCGUCCGUGAGAAGGGAAAGCUCAUCUUCCAGAUCGGAACCGCCACACCGGAAAUUGCCGUCGCAGCGGCGAAACUCGUCGCCGGCGAUGUCGCCGGUAUCGACGUGAACUCGGGCUGCCCGAAGCCAUUCAGCACAAGCGGUGGAAUGGGUGCGGCGCUACUCAGGACACCAGAUAAGCUGGUCGCCAUUCUGGAGGCACUGGUGCGGGAGGUCGGGACACCGUUUCAGAUCGGUAUCUCCGUCAAGAUUCGCAUCUUGAGUGAGCCGGAGGCGACAAAGGCGUUGGUCUCGAGGCUGGUGAAGACGGGCAUCACAGGCUUGACGGUGCAUUGUCGGACCACGCCGAUGCGACCCCGUGAACGUGCGAUUCGGGAGCAACUGCCCAUGAUUGCUUCGAUAUGUCGGGAGGCGGGCGUGGCAUGCGUCAUGAAUGGAGAUGUGACCUCCAAAGAUGAGGCACUAGCCCUGAUGCAAGAGUUUGGUGUCGACGGAGCCAUGAUUGCCACAUCAGCCGAAGCCAACCCUUCCUGCUUCCAGACCAAAGCCGAAGGCGGCCUUCUGCCCUGGAAGGAGGUCGUGCACGAGUACAUCAAAUUCUGUCUCGAAUCGGAGAACCGUUUCGGAAACUCCAAGUACCUUCUCAACAUCCUCGUUCCCGGCAAGCUCGCCGAAGGCAAGGCCGCGAAAUCGGCCAGAUCGUACGCUGACACCUGCCAUGCGCUUGGCUUCGAGGACCUCAUGCCUGCCGCGCUGCGGGUGGACGAGAUCCUCAAUCUGACGGACAAGUCCGUCACCACCAAAGACCUCCAGUCCGAGGACGUCCGCAGCAAGGCCGUUCAGAACGCCAUGGAGAACAAUGUAUCUGCCCGGGCUGCCAGCGGCGCCUCUCGAGUGAAAUCCGCCUCCCCUAUCGCCACCGCAGGCGGUCCCAUUCGCACGAACUCCAUCCCGGCUCCCACGAAGACCAAGCCGCAGGAGACCGUCUCUGAGGUGGACGUUUCCGUCCCGGCUCCUGAAGCUGCUCAGAAGCAGGAGCUGGCAGCAUAAGUACCCUUGUAAAGAGUUCCAUGCUCCUCCUCCUCUUCCCACCGUUUUUUUUUUUUUUUUCUUUUAUUUUAAUUCUGUCCCCGAUGAGAUGAUCGCAUUAUCUGGUGUUGCAUUCUGGUCCAUUUUCUCCCUUGCAUUUCCAUUUAUUUUCAUUUUCAUUUAUAUAGAUUCCCAUGGUGUGUUAUAAUAGAGGCUCGUUAGGUCCAAGGAUUGGUUAUACAUACGAAUACAACCUCUCAAUGAAACAGAUAU
This is a messenger RNA of Aspergillus ibericus CBS 121593, 1737 nucleotides long. RefSeq names its product tRNA-dihydrouridine(20) synthase (NAD(+)). Gene Ontology annotation, cellular component: cytoplasm. The record is from RefSeq and is a predicted model, not a curated record. NCBI's taxonomy places the organism in Eukaryota, Fungi, Ascomycota, Eurotiomycetes, Eurotiales, Aspergillaceae. Gene Ontology annotation, biological process: tRNA dihydrouridine synthesis. Bases 145 to 1485 code for a protein of 446 amino acids. The transcript has a single exon. Gene Ontology annotation, molecular function: flavin adenine dinucleotide binding; tRNA dihydrouridine synthase activity.